Molecule: messenger RNA, 793 nt
Organism: Trichoplusia ni (cabbage looper)
Lineage: Eukaryota; Metazoa; Arthropoda; Insecta; Lepidoptera; Noctuidae
Exons: 2
Coding region: 1-780 (259 amino acids)
Source: RefSeq, a predicted model, not a curated record
AUGGCUCUUACAAAGAAAAGCCAAAGUAUGAUUAAUAUGUUCAUAGAUGAUAGUAUAGAUGACAUAGACGACGGCUUUCAUUCGGCUCCAGUAACAAGAGAAAAUAGACAUGAUGUGUCCUUACAGGACGACGAUGAAGACGACGAUAUACAAGAUGUAUCUUCACGAGAUGACCUAAAGUUCCAUGUAAGUGAUGAGAACAUUGGCCUAAAUGCAAUCGACGAUAAAAAAGUAAUGAUAGACAAAGAAUGGAAACACUUAGAAGAUAAUAUUGCCAAACAGGAGUCUGAUUUGGUUAUAGUCAAAGCUGAAGAUAUGAGAUUUGAUAGUGCUUCCGAUUUAUUUAGUUAUACGGAUAUUGGAGAACCUCAGAAAGAACAGUAUCUGACGAUUGAUUUUAGUCCAGAAAAGGGCGUGGACGAUGAUCGUGAACUUUUAGAAAAAUGUUCGAGUUUCUGGAAGUUUAUAGACCAGUAUCCUGAACUACAGUCACUGAGAGCUGAACCAGACAAUCAUGAAGACCUAGAGGACGCAUUUGUUCAGCAUUCACCUUCCAUCAGCUCUAAAACUUCGGUAGAAAUAGGAUCAAAGGAAAUUGACAUGAAGAGUUGUUCUUCUUCUACUUCAUUUAUGGCUUUACCCUGGCUGAAGAAACAAGGCACGUAUUAUGCUGAUACCCUAACUAGGUUUAGUAAUACGAUUUUAAGACAAGACUCAUUUAUGCCUGUUUUCACUAAUGAUUUAAGAGAUACGCUAAGCUGUUGCCUUAGGUUGUCGUAAAGAUUUCGUGAAU